Molecule: messenger RNA, 856 nt
Organism: Erinaceus europaeus (western European hedgehog)
Lineage: Eukaryota; Metazoa; Chordata; Mammalia; Eulipotyphla; Erinaceidae
Gene: SSNA1
Product: SS nuclear autoantigen 1
Exons: 3
Coding region: 108-467 (119 amino acids)
Cellular component (GO): ciliary basal body; centrosome
Source: RefSeq, a predicted model, not a curated record
CACGAGGCGCGCGGCGAUGGCGCCAUGUAGAGGACCGCCGUGACGUCGCGGGCGCGCGGGCUUCGAUGUGGUAGCGGCAGUUGGGCCAGAGGACCCGGGGCGGCGACAUGACCCAGCAGGGCGCCGCACUGCAGAACUACAACAACGAGCUGGUUAAGUGCAUCGAGGAGUUGUGUCAGAAGCGGGAGGAUUUGUGCCGGCAGAUCCAGCAGGAAGAGGAUGAGAAGCAGCGUUUGCAGAAUGAGGUGAGGCAGCUGACGGAGAAACUGGCCCGCGUGAACGAGAACCUGGCUCGGAAGAUCGCCUCCCGCAACGAGUUUGACCGCACCAUCGCAGAGACGGAGGCAGCUUAUCUCAAGAUACUGGAGAGCUCACAGACUCUGCUUAAUGUCCUGAAGAGAGAGGCUGGGAACUUGAGCAAGGCCACCGGUUCAGAUCAGAAGAACAGCAGCGGCAAGGACAGCUGAUGAGACCGCGGGUGGGGAGGGGCCUGUCUCCGCCUUUCCCAUGUGUGCUAGACCUCAGCAAGCUGUUCUUAGCAUCUUUGCUUUUCAUGACUGUAGCUUUCUUCUCAUUCCGUCAGGUGCCAAGACAGGCAGCUGCCAGCUUUUGUUAGCCUGUUUGACAGAAGUGCUGGGCCCACCAUAUAGAGGGUCCAGGUUCUGGGGAAAGCAGGCUCUAGGUCACAUCUCCCAGACUGUUGGGAAGAUUCUGUUUCAGCUCCGUGGACAUCCUAUCACCUUGUCCCUAGGCCAGUAGGGGCCCAGGCAAGGCCAGUGGGACCAGGGUCCUCCACCUCAGAGCUCACCCCAGUAACCUGUGACUACCAAUAAAGGUUUUUUUUUUUUAAGAUGCA